CUGCAGUUUUAAAAGGCAAGACUGCUGUCAGCCGAGGACGAGAGCGCUGAGAGAGACGGCUGGAAGUAGUUGAAGGAGGAGGAGACCGGGUGCCUAUUACCGCUCAUUGAUUUCAGGAGUUUUCUGUCGUCAUUGACGUGUGGCUGAUUUGGAAACGCGUUGAGGCUUAUAUUUUUUAAUUUACUUGAGCACCAUUUUUUAGAAAUUCGUGUGAAAGGAGAACAAAUACCAGCACUUCUCCAAAGACAAAAAUAUUUUAGUUUGACACCGGGGAAAGGGGAAAAUUCAAUCCAACGACCAAAGAUACCAUUGCACAAUUGCAGACUUGAUUCCAAAGACAUGAAUUCCGUCCCUCAAUGACCGGACGCUGAGCGAUCACCCACAACACCACAUCUCAGAUUUAUAGUUCUCGUGGAGUACUUCUGUUUUUUUUUUUUUUUUUCGUUUGACUCCAUAAAUAUGUUUUUUAGUUUUUGCACUUUGGUGACAUUUGUGUUGGGACUGACCCGGUGUCAGGGCUCCUACGUGCCCUGCGAACCGUGCGACCAGAAAGCGCUCUCCAUGUGCCCACCGGUGCCCGUCGGUUGUCAGCUGGUGAAGGAGCCGGGUUGCGGCUGCUGCUUGACCUGUGCGCUGUCCGAGGGUCAGCCGUGCGGGGUCUAUACUGGCCCGUGCAGUCAAGGGCUCCGUUGCUUGCCGCGGAGCGGCGAGGAAAAGCCUCUUCACGCACUCCUCCAUGGCAAAGGCGUGUGCAUGAACGAGAAAGUAUACAAACCGCUUCAUCCUGCAAAGGAGCGGGAGUCUCAGGAAGAAGCCCGUGUUACCGAGGUAACAGAGACGCUGCUUCCGCAAGCCAAAGUGCCACUGUUUCCACGGGACCACAUCAACAGCAAGAAGGCCGUGGCCAUGCGCAAGGACCGCAAGAGGCAGCAGGCCAAAUUGCGCACCGUGAUCUAUGUAGACCACCCACCGCUCGCCUUAGACAAACACCAACCAGAAUUUGGUCCUUGCAGGAGAAAGCUAGACGGCAUCAUUCAGCGGAUGAAGGACACGUCCAGAGUCAUGGCGCUCUCUCUCUAUCUGCCCAACUGUGACAAGAGGGGCUUCUUCAAACGCAAGCAGUGUAAGCCAUCCCGUGGCCGCAAACGGGGCAUCUGUUGGUGUGUGGACAAGUAUGGCGUGCAGAUGCCAGGGACGGACUACAGCGGAGGGGACAUUCAGUGCCGAGACCUGGAGAGCAGCAGCAGCAACAACAACGAGUGAGGCAGUUUUGGGGGGGACUUCCUGUCACAUGACCCCCAAGAUGGCAACACAACCACCAAUCAUGGCUCAUCAUUAACAUGCAGAAGCCUUUUUUAAGAAUAUUAGACCGACUGGCCAGAAUUUGAUUGUCUGCUUAGAGUUUCUUUUUUUUUUUGUGUUCAGUCCUGAGAAUAUAUUAACACACAGUAAUUUUGCUGUGUUUUGAACAUGCCUAUUCCAAUGGUGAGACAUAUUUAAGGCCACCUAAAUCAUGUCCACCACCAGCCACACUGAAUAUUGGUGCCAGAAGUGAGCAGAAUUGUUUUAUUGGCCUGAUUUUGAGUGACUUUUAUGUAUGUCUUUGUCUAAGCACUUAAACAUGACUUUUUCCAGGUUCAUUUCCUCCUACAUUGUAUCAGAUUUGUUUAAAUGUUCAGUUCAAGUACCCAUUAAAUAGUGAAUCUCUAUCAGAUCUCUAACAGCAAAAAGCUUCUGGCAACCAAUUGCCUUUGACAAGAAAAGGUUUAGUCAGUUGACUAGCCUUUGUAAGCUAGCUUUUGUAAAAUGCUACAGCUUCAGCUUUAAAAACGUACUGUUUUGUAUUUGAUGUUAUUGACUAUGGAAGCUACAGUAUAUCAGACCACUAUCUUUGGAGUAUCAGCUCUUGAGUACUGCCAGACACUUUGGGAAAUAGUUCUCUUUUAUCUUCCCAUUUGAUUUCUUCCUGGUUGAACUAUAGACUCUUUGCUUGAUCAUUUGUAGCGAAAACUUCUUAGGGCUCUUAAUUCAACGAAUACUGGUGCUUUCAAAAAUCACAAUAUGAUCCUGAACCUGUAAGCUUUGACUUGUGCAAAUACAGACAAAAACCCCUCUCCCCUUCCACCCUAUGUUGAACUGAAGAGGGCCUAUCAUUUGAAUACAAGAUGGCUGGCUUUUACCCACACUCUGGCUUCCUAUGUAAAUCUCAGUGCCUUUUUUCCAUGACAUGAGAUAUUUCAAUACUGAUUUACAUUUGAGCUGCAGAUGUAGACCUACUCACUGAACAUCAUCACACCCGGCUACUGGGAAAGAGUUCUUGGUAGUGUUAUUAAGGUCCCAUAUUCCUUUAGUUCACAGGACAAACUAAUGGCAAGAUCAUGUUUUCUUGAUGCUUUAGAUAUGACAGCGGCCAAGAGGGGUUUUUUGCGCUUUGAAACUUGGUUCCUCGGGUCAAAUGGCUAUAUGCAAACGCUGAUGCUGUUAUUUAUGGCUCCAAAUAUCAUGCAUAGUAGGGAAUGCAUAAGGUGGCCUUGGGUGUUAAUGACUUCCCUUGAAUAAUGAAGACUGUGUGGUAGCAAGCAAACAAUCGCAGUUGCCAUCAAACCCCAGCAGUCAUAACCUUAUUGGUAACCUCAUUACAAAGAGUACUCUCACAACACACAGUCAUACUGCUUGGGAAUCCCUCCAAAGCUCUCUCUGCUGACGCUGAAUCAUGUUGGUGAAACCGACGACUCCACUUUAUGUGAAGGAAGUGUGGACACACCUCAGUCUUUGAGGUAUUGUCAUGUCAAAAUGGCAGCCGUUCUCUGGUGGUGGUAAUGGUGCUUUUGUGGCCCGUAGUUAAUCUUGACCAUUUCCACUGGUAAAUAAGCAGUAGCCUACAAUAGUUUGGAUAAGCAGCUAAUGGCUCAAGUUUCUUCCAAGAAGUCCGUAGAGUACCUUCCUAGUAUUGGUAUUUGUUCUCUUAGAAUUUCUUCUGAGCCUUCACCUUAACCAACUUGCAGUACAGAUUUUGCACAUGUUUUUAUCAGUAGCUGUGUUCUCUGGGCACUGACCCUGUGACCUUGGUAUUGGUCACACCAUGCUAAGAUAACAAAUAAGCAGUUUAAACCAGAGACUCAUGGCUCAUAAAGGGGUUUGUUGACUCAGGCAGUGCCCCCCACCCCCAUACACACACACACACACUGACCCCCACUCCCCUGGUCAGUUGGGCUGCAAUAAUUCACCACUCCCACUCAUCAACCCACAUUUGCUAGCGCUUAGUUACAGAGCUAUUCUGGACCGCAGCGGUGGUAGACGCCAUGCAAACGAUGCAAAUUCGGCAGGUGAGAGAGAUGGGGAGAGGAGGAAGCGCAUAAAGGAACGUGACCCGUUCAUCUGACACCUCAAUCAACAAAUCUAAGUUAAAAUGACAAAUGGCAUCUUGGAAAGAGAGCGAGCCAACACUGCCAGCUAAGGACUGGGACUUAGCCAAUGUCCCCCGGUCCCUUUAUUUUUGGUAUGGUCAGUGGGAGGGAAGCGUAUGAUCCAGACACGAGUAAUGUCACAUUUGCCAAAUUCACCUAGUCGAUUGAGAGGAGAGGAUCAGAGGAGCGAGAUGGUACCUAGUCUCAUGGCCCGAUAUGUUUCAGUCUCACCACUGUUUAUGUAGCAAGUUAUUAGGGAUUAUGGUUUAUGACACAAAUGAUGUUUUAUAUGAGAAGUAGAAAAUUGGAUGAACAGUUCCCAUGUGAAAAUAGAACUUUAUAUGUCUUUCACUCCUCAUGUGUUCAUUUGCAAAGAUGAAAGUCUUUUCCUGGCCUGCAGUGGGAAGGAAAGAAUGUUUCAGCCACCCCACUUCAUCUACCCAUUUUCUGAAAGAAAAAAAAAUAAUCAUGCACAAGUCUUCCUGUUAAAAAAGGACAAAAAUGAUAUCGCCAAUAUCACUGUGUAAUAUUUAUUCACCUUGUAAUUUAUGUACUCUAUCUUUGUCUUUUUUUGUAAUGACAAAGCAUUUAUUUAAAUAAAAUGAUGUAUUCAUUUA
This is a messenger RNA of Alosa sapidissima (American shad), 4024 nucleotides long. It is a transcript of the gene igfbp5a, whose product is annotated as insulin-like growth factor binding protein 5a. Gene Ontology annotation, biological process: regulation of insulin-like growth factor receptor signaling pathway. Lineage: Eukaryota; Metazoa; Chordata; Actinopteri; Clupeiformes; Clupeidae. The record is from RefSeq and is a predicted model, not a curated record. Gene Ontology annotation, molecular function: insulin-like growth factor I binding; fibronectin binding; insulin-like growth factor II binding. The coding region runs from base 460 to 1263 and encodes 267 amino acids. The transcript is spliced from 4 exons. Gene Ontology annotation, cellular component: extracellular region.